UAUGCGCAGAUAAUCAUACGCAUGAUCACACAAACCAAUGACAGAAUUAUUUCAGUAUUCUUUUUAAUAUUUCCCUAGUAGUCCAUUAAAAUAUACAGAUUUGAUACAAUUUCUGCAUGGAUAUGGCGGAGAAGGUCACGAAAACUGCAGGUGAAGUGUAUGUAUCUGACAAAGAGGGAGAUGACCAGGAUGGUGAUGGAACAGAGCAGAAGCCUUUCAAGACCUCAUUGAGGGCGUUGACAUUUGCUGGAAAAGAGCCAUUCCCAACCAUCUAUGUGGACUCUCAGAAGGGUGGAGAGCGUUGGGCAGUGAUCUCCAAGACGCAGAUGAAAAAUGUGAAGAAGUUAUUUGCUAAAGAGCAGAUGAAGAGCGAUUCCAAAGACAAAAAGGAGGCAGAGGAUUCUGAGAGACGAGAGAAGAAUCUGGAAGAAGCUAGAAAAAUCACCAUUGAGAAUGACUCCAGCCUUCCAGAGCCUAAAACGGUUAAAAUCUAUCAGCUGGAGCCGCUCCGGGGGGAGAGAGUGAAGGUGUUUGGCUGGGUGCACCGAAUGAGAAAACAAGGAAAGAACCUGCUGUUCAUUGUGCUGAGAGAUGGAACUGGUUUCCUGCAGUGUGUUCUCAACGAUAAAUUGUGUCAGUGCUAUAAUGCCCUGGUGCUGUCCACUGAAAGCACAGUGGCGUUGUAUGGGACAGUGAAGGAAGUACCAGAGGGAAAACAGGCCCCUGGAGGUCAUGAGCUGCACUGUGACUUCUGGGAGCUGGUGGGUCUGGCCCCGGCUGGAGGAGCCGACAACCUGCUGAACGAGGAGUCUGAUGUGGACGUUCAGCUCAACAACAGACACAUGAUGAUCCGUGGGGAGAACGUGUCCAAGAUCCUCCGGAUCCGCUCCACUGUCACACAGUGCUUCAGGGAUCACUUCUUCAACCACGGAUACUGUGAGAUCACCCCGCCCACCCUGGUGCAGACCCAGGUGGAGGGAGGUUCCACCCUGUUCAACCUGAACUACUUCGGGGAGGAGGCGUUCCUGACCCAGUCCUCUCAGCUCUACCUGGAGACCUGCAUCCCUGCCCUGGGAGACACCUUCUGUAUCGCACAGUCCUACCGCGCUGAGCAGUCCCGCACCCGCAGGCACCUGUCUGAGUACACUCAUAUAGAGGCAGAGUGCCCCUUCAUGACCUAUGAAGACCUAUUGAGCAGGCUGGAGGACCUGGUGUGUGAUGUGGUGGACAGAGUCCUGAAGUCUCCUGCUGCUCCUCUCCUCUACCAAGUCAACCCUGACUUCAAGCCCCCCAAGAGGCCCUUCAAGAGGAUGAACUACUCUGAUGCCAUCAUCUGGCUCAAGGAACACGACAUCAAAAAGGACGAUGGGACCUACUACGAGUUUGGAGAGGACAUCCCAGAGGCGCCAGAGAGGCUGAUGACUGAUGCCAUCGGUGAGACCAUCCUGCUGUGUCGCUUCCCAGCUGAGAUCAAGUCCUUCUACAUGCAACGCUGUCCUGAGGACCGACGCCUCACUGAGUCGGUGGAUGUGCUGAUGCCUAACGUUGGAGAGAUCGUAGGAGGGUCUAUGAGGAUCUGGGAUGCUGAGGAACUGCUGGAGGGAUACAAGAGGGACGGCAUUGACCCAACCCCCUACUACUGGUACACGGACCAGAGGAAGUAUGGGACCUGUCCCCAUGGCGGCUACGGACUGGGCCUGGAGAGGUUCCUGACCUGGCUGCUGAACAGACACCACAUCAGAGACGUGUGCCUCUACCCCCGUUUCAUCCAGCGCUGCCGACCCUAAACUACCAACUACCCACCAUGCCCCCUGUCUGCAGCUAGAUUGCACUGCAACAGACCAAGGGUGCAUCCCAAAUGGCACCCUAUUCCCUGUAUAGUGCACUUCUUUUUGACCAGGGUCAUAGAAAUCUGGUAAAAAAAAGUUGUGUACUAUUUAGGGAAUUGGGUGCCAUUUGGGAUGAAGCCCAUCAUCAUAUUGCAUGAAGCCCAUCAUCCUAUUGCACUGCAAGAGACCAACGUAUUAGUCCCCUGUAGCUCAGUUGGUAGGGCAUGGCGCUUGCAACGCCAGGGUUGUGGGUUCGUUUCCCACGGGGGG
Molecule: messenger RNA, 2099 nt
Organism: Coregonus clupeaformis (lake whitefish)
Lineage: Eukaryota; Metazoa; Chordata; Actinopteri; Salmoniformes; Salmonidae
Product: asparagine--tRNA ligase, cytoplasmic
Exons: 15
Coding region: 117-1787 (556 amino acids)
Biological process (GO): asparaginyl-tRNA aminoacylation
Cellular component (GO): cytoplasm
Molecular function (GO): nucleic acid binding; ATP binding; asparagine-tRNA ligase activity
Source: RefSeq, a predicted model, not a curated record